Brenthis ino (lesser marbled fritillary) is the source of this 249-nucleotide messenger RNA. The record is from the annotation of a GenBank genome assembly. NCBI's taxonomy places the organism in Eukaryota, Metazoa, Arthropoda, Insecta, Lepidoptera, Nymphalidae.
AUGAAGCGAAGUAAAUCCUACACGUGGCUAUCAGGGCUGCUGAAGCCCAAGCCAGAGGAGGACGAGUGGGGAGCGGCGCCGUGGGUGCGAGCUGAAGUUCUGCAACAUGACAGAACAAAACCGCAGACCGUCGCUAGUACAGUUGUGGAGUCUCCGUACAUUGCCGGAGGCAGGCGGCAGGCGGCAGGCGACACGCCGCGCACCGGCCCGAUUGUAAAGUCUAUAGUAACACAUUUUACUCUUAUAGUC